Nipponia nippon (crested ibis) is the source of this 1116-nucleotide messenger RNA. NCBI's taxonomy places the organism in Eukaryota, Metazoa, Chordata, Aves, Pelecaniformes, Threskiornithidae. The record is from RefSeq and is a predicted model, not a curated record.
AUGCUCACCCCCGGGGAGUGGGAAGAGCGACGGCGGCAAAACAUCGAGAAAAUGAACGAGGAGAUGGCGAAGAUCGCCGAGUACGAGAGGAACCAGCGGGACGGGCUUCACGAAAAGAACCCGGUGCGCAACUUUUUGGACGAUCCGCGCCGCAGCGGCCCCUUUCAGGACGCCGAUCGUAAGGAAGGGAGCCGGCGGCACGUCCGGAACUGGGGGGGAGCCGAUUUCGACAAGGUCAAAGCGGGGAUGGAGCGUGAGAAGCAGGGACGCCGUUCCAGCCCGAAAGCCGGGGGACCGUUGGACAUGACGCUUUCCAUGACGGGUCGGGAACGAGCCGAAUACGUCCGUUGGAAAAAGGAAAGGGAACAGAUCGAUCAGGAACGCCUGGCGCGGCACCGUAAACCCACCGGGCAGUGGCGGCGGGAGUGGGAUGCCGAGAAAUCGGAGAGCAUGUUCAAGGAGGGUUCUGUGGCGGCGCCCGGCUCGGAAGCGAGCGGCGGGGAGGAAAACAAGCGCCCUCCUCCCAAACCUCCCACUUUCGGGGAAUUUCUCACCCCGCAUCGCACCCAGCGGAGGAAAAAGGGCCGGGGCCGCGGCCAGGGCGCCGGGACCAAGCCCUACAGCAUGCACGAUAACCGGUGGGAGGAGAAGGAGCCGCCGGCGCCGACCGAGGAAACCGAGAGCCAGCAGGCGGAGGAAGCACCGCGCGGGGCCCUCCCGGAGGCCCCCGCUUCCCUGAGCCCCGAGGAGGAUGAGGACCAGUGGGAGGACGUCAGCGAGGAGGAGGAGGAGGAAGAGGAGGAAGAAGACAGCCCAGAGGCGUCGAGCGAGGAUGAAGCACCCCGCAGGCUGAGCCCCGUGGAGCUGGCCGGGCCCCCCCGGGGGACGCCGAACCCCGCGGAGCCCCCCCGAGGGGAAGAACCGAGACCCGACACGGAGCAAGAGGCUUCGGAGAAGCAGGAGGAGGCGGCGGGGAGCCCGCCGGAGGACGGGACGCAAGGAGCCGCGACGUUUCCCCACCAGCCGGACGCGGAGGUGGCCCCUGGCACGGUGGAGAUCACGGACUUCGAGCGGGUGCGUUUCCGUAAGAACUCGCCUUCUCCGGCUGGCCGCUAA